CCGGCCGUGGUUUGUGUGUCAUAUGAUUUACCCAAGAUGGCAUCGAUCGGCUUCCCGGUGACUUUGCUGCUGCUGGGCGGAUCUUGCUGGCUGAGCUUAGGGAGCGCGGCGGGGCCAGUCCCGCUGGUAAUAUGGCAUGGCAUGGGAGAUAGCUGCUGCAAUCCCGAGAGUAUAGGUUACAUUAAAAAAAUCGUGGAGGAGAAAAUCCCAGGCAUCUACAUUCUAUCUCUGAUGAUUGGCAAGAACUUAAUUGAGGAUGUGGAGAACGGUUUCCUCAUGAACGUGAACGACCAAGUGAAGCUGGUUUGCGGCAUCCUUGCGAAAGACCCGAAGUUACAAGGCGGCUUCAAUGCCAUGGGCUUCUCGCAGGGAGGGCAGUUUCUGAGGGCAGUGGUACAGAGAUGUCCUUCUCCCCCUAUGCUCAAUUUGGUAUCUGUUGGGGGUCAGCACCAGGGAGUGUACGGUUUCCCACGCUGCCCCGGGGAGAGUUCACGCCUCUGUGACUGGAUCCGGAAGAUGCUAGAUCUUGGUGCUUACACCCAGGCUGUUCAGGAGCGACUGGUUCAGGCCCAGUACUGGCAUGAUCCACUGAAUGAGGAAGAAUACCGGAAGAACAGCCUCUUCUUAGCUGAUGUCAACCAGGAACGAUGCAUCAAUCAAACUUACAAGAAAAAUCUGAUGUCUCUGAAAAAAUUUGUGAUGGUGAAGUUCCUCAAUGAUACCAUGGUGGAUCCUCCUGCCUCCGAGUGGUUCGGUUAUUAUCGGAGUGGCCAAGCCAAAGAGACCAUUCCCUUGAAGGAGACCUUGCUGUACACAGAGGAUCGUUUGGGACUGAAAGAAAUGGACAAAGCAGGGAAACUGGUAUACCUGGGAGCAGAAGGAGAUCACCUCCACUUCUCCAAAGAAUGGUUCUUCAAGAACAUUUUGCCCUUCCUGCAGUGAAGCUGCAGCUCUUCUUUCCUGUCGUUGCUAGAACUCUCCUUUGGGGACAUCUUGGCCUAGUUUGGCAUCUGCUGCUUAUAAUGCCUGGAGGCGUGUGCGUGUUCUUACUAACUCACUAGGUUCCGGUCUCAUUUCAGGAUUAAGAAAACUAACCAAACGCCACUGCACCACUAGCUUUCCUGUGACUGUGGUUUGGGAGCCAUGGGUACAUGCCAUAUAGUUGAAAUGGCCAUACCCUAUCUUCUGAUGAGGUGGUCACGUUAAAAUACAAACCAAAAUGUUGUCUCCCAAAUUAACUUUAGCAGUGAUUUAAAAAAAAAAUCUAGAUGUCCCUUUUCCAAAACAGGCAGCUGGUAGGAGAACUCAACUUAAAAUGCUAUUUGAACAUAUGCAAGUGUGCACUGACUGAAAAUACUCUAGUGUAAUUGCUAAGCCUCUGGCAGAACUCUCAGGGAGUUGGGAGUGGGAUUUUUUUUUUUUUAAACACCGGAGAGUGUUAUACUAAGCAAAGGUGGAGGGGCUUAGGUGACCUUUUGGAGCAGGCGUGUCUGCUUGUUUGGGUUUCUUGGUAGCAGAGCGUUCUAGAUCUCAAGCAGUGUGGGAAGGGCAGCUCCAACUGCAGCCAGAGACUGAACAGUAUUGCCAAGCACAGAGCCAAGGCUGGACUGGGGUUAUUAAUGCAAUACUUUCCCCAUCAGCUUCUAGGGUUGUGAGUCCAACUGUGUGUGGUGGGAAACUGCUGUCAAAGCAAGUUGCACUUUAAGGCAUUGUUGAAUUCAUCACAAUAAACAGAUGAACAUUUGACACAUUCCAAUAAAUUUUUAAUAAGA
Messenger RNA from Eublepharis macularius, 1772 nucleotides. It is a transcript of the gene PPT1, whose product is annotated as palmitoyl-protein thioesterase 1. Gene Ontology annotation, biological process: receptor-mediated endocytosis; protein depalmitoylation. Lineage: Eukaryota; Metazoa; Chordata; Lepidosauria; Squamata; Eublepharidae. The transcript is spliced from 9 exons. The record is from RefSeq and is a predicted model, not a curated record. The coding region runs from base 37 to 942 and encodes 301 amino acids. Gene Ontology annotation, cellular component: lysosome. Gene Ontology annotation, molecular function: palmitoyl-(protein) hydrolase activity.